This is a messenger RNA of Vitrella brassicaformis, 571 nucleotides long. The record is from the annotation of a GenBank genome assembly. Lineage: Eukaryota; Vitrellaceae.
UCACAGCACCUGAAAGGUACACCUACACGACACACAACACACAACACAAGAGGAGGUGCAUCUGGUGUGGGUCUGUGUCUCUGUGGCUGACCUGUGCAGUUCGACUUUGGACAUCACUUUGCUGUCGUCGUAUGUGAUGUCGUGCAGCUUCGACAGGGGGUCAUACGCAACCACACGUGCACUGUGCCACACACCUGCACAACACAACACACAACACACAGAGAUGGGUCUUAUCUCCCGUCAUGUUGGCCCCUUCCUGCUGCAUCGAUCCCCUACCGUCCUUCCACUUGCAGGUGAUUUUCUGGUUGACGUACGCCUGGGGGUUGGCCAGCACACAGGCACGCUGAGUCAUACGCGACGGACGACUGACAUCAACACAACACAAUUCACACAUCAAUACACACAGACACACAGAGAUCUCUUGUGUCCCCCUGUGGCUCACUUGGGCUGCUCCUGCUGUUUGUGCUGUUUGCUGUCCUCUCUGUCCUUCUUCUUGUGGUCAUUCUUGUUGAUGGGUGGCCGUGGCUGCGAUGGCUUCUUGCUCUGUCUCUGCACAGCAGCAUCGGCAUCG